Molecule: messenger RNA, 1147 nt
Organism: Durusdinium trenchii
Lineage: Eukaryota; Dinophyceae; Suessiales; Symbiodiniaceae
Source: the annotation of a GenBank genome assembly
AUGUCGAAUCUGAGCAUUUCCAACGCAGUGUCGCGAGCUGAUGGUGGAGGCUUCCGCGCAGAGGGACGCUUGCAAGUGAUCAACCGCUCCUCAGUCAUCAUUCAGCAUGCCAGAGCUGGGCACGCUGGUGGAGGUUUUGCUGCAAACCAAGACGUUGUGAUUGCAGGGAUGUCAAACGUGAACAUUUCAAACAGCCAAGCUGUCUCUGGACAUGGUGGAGGCUUUGCACUUAGAAGAGGUUUGCAGGUGACGGGGAGAUCAGCCAUUUUCAUCAGUAACACAACCGCCGGAGGAAGUGGUGGAGGUGCUUAUGCAGGAGGCCAUGUCGUGAUCAACAGCUCAACCGUCAGCAUUCAGCAUGCCAGAGCUGGGACAGUGGGUGCUGGUUUUGCAAUCGAUGGUGGUCUGGAAGUACACAGUGGAUGGAUGUUCGUCAGAGAUUCCACCACCACACGGGUAGGCAGCGGAGGUUUCAUGAAGGGCCGAGCACUUCUGACAUCUCAGUCCCAGUUCGUGGUACGCGAUGUCGAAGGGAAUGACAGCUCUGCAGUGUUGGUAGCAGACUGCUUGCACAUCCACCCCGGGUCCGCCUUUCUCAUGGAAAAUGUCAAGGGUGGCCAUGCAGUGAAGUUGCAGAACAGUGGCUGCUCGAGUGAGUGCUCAAACAGAACUCUUCAAAUGGAAACUGGUGCAGCUUUGAACACAACAGGUCACUGUCCCUUGAGCUUGGGGCUUCUGUCUGUUGCAGCCUGCCCUAAUGAAACGGUGCACCUCUCUGGUAUCCACCUCCGGUCAUGGUCCAGUCCAUUGCUCAGCCCCCAACCCAACCAUGUGGUGAUAGACGACGUCAGUAUCCACUACGAGCCGCCGCUCAAGAACUUGCCCAUCCUCACGGCUAAGGAUGGCUUCACCGUCAACUCUUUGGUCGCUACCUGUCCAGAUUGUGCGCAGGGUGUCACCUUGAAUGCCAGCAACGGCACGCGGCUUGCAGCCGUGAGCCCAAUGAAGCUGCAGUGCCCUAGCCAAGUCACGGUGUCCAAGGGCUUCACGUCGCGUUGUGCUUGUCCCAACUACCAGAUUACAAAGGAGCACUUCCGUGACCAGGAAUUUGUGUCGGUGCAAGACGUCUUCGAAAUCUGCCGGUUCU